GGCGAAGUACAGUACCGUACAGUAGAGGUACGACCAAGGAAUUCCCAACAACCCUACCCAUAGCUUCUCCUCUUUUAAACACGUGACAUGCAAUAUACGAACGCAUAGAACGCAAGAAAGCACCUAUCGUCUCUGUAGAGCUUCAAAGUUAAGAAGGUUGUUUGCAGCAGCUGCUGUCAGCUUUGUUGCGCGUAGUCCAAACCUGUGCAAAGCUUUGUCGCCUACAACUACUCGUAAAUACAAAGGAAUAACAAUGCAGAAAUCCCAGCUGGUAUGUCAGGGCAAUGGCAGGACGAGGUCGUUUGUUAUACAUCAGACCGCCCGAACCCGUUUCACAGCACCUAAAGCCGCCACGUUCUCUUCCGGCAACACGGUAAAAGAUGUUCGAUUAAUAACGGAAGCGGACAGCCCUGCGAACCCACGACCAGGGUUCUCAUACGUAAACCUUGAAGCUAGUGCCGCCGAUUUCGGGCGGGUCAUGGCACGUUUGGAAGCCGCUAGCUUGCUACCAGCAGAGGCCCGAGCCAAGCCGGCGGCCAGCAUAGCUGGGUUGCAAUCUCAGGCCGUUCCUUCGCCUUGGGGCGCUCUGCUCAGCGGGUUGAUGGACAGCCUUCGCGGCGGUGGUCUUUCGCAAACGCCUUCACCUGGAGCCACCACAGCCUCCUCCAGCCUGGACGAGGAGUCCCACCUCAGCCGCGCUGUGGUGAUGUUCACAGCCACAUGGUGCGGCCCAUGUAGCAUUGUGUACCGCGAGAUGCAGGCGGCUGCGGCCCGGCUGCAGGGCCGGCCGCCCACCGCCAUCCUGGUAGUGGAUGUGGAGGAGAACAAGGAGCUGGCCUCACAGCUGGGCAUCAAGGCUCUGCCAACGCUGCUCUACUUGGGCCCGGACGGCAGCCGAGGCCCCAUCUUCACGCAGGGCCCUGUGUCCGCCUCCUUCAUCCUAGACGCGCUGGAGCGGGCAGCUAGCUUUGGCGGGCGGGACAUGAGCGCCAAGUGGCUCAAGCUGUGAGGUGUGGCAGCGCUGGUGAGGGGCGGAGGAGGGCAUCACAGGGGCCCCUGCGGAUGCUGAGCAAUGCGGCACCCUAACCUACCGGUGCUGCUGCUGGUGUAGUCAUGACCAGCUUGGCGGAGCGUGGCGUGGUGGCAAUGGCGAGUAUGGCGUUGAUAGCGCUGGUCUGCUGGUCUGCUGCGCGCCAGCGCUAUACUGGGACUGCAGGGUUGGUUGCGGGCCUGGUGGGGUCGCAUACGGGUCCUUGCUGGCCGGCUGUGGAAGGGUUCAUGGUAGGCGGCGGUGGAAGUGACAAACGGCCUGGCUGGGGCUUUUGCCCUUCAGGGGACGUGGCUUGGUCAGAGCGCGGGUUUUCUUGUUGGGAGGAGGAGCGCAGCGGUGUCCAUCCCGCGGGAUUGCAUUGCACGAUCAAGAUUGUACAAACUUGGUACGUCUUUAUGUGUGGCUUAUGCAUCUUUAGGGCAGUGACUGCGCGCGAGUGAGUAGGCAUGCUUUAUAUCAAAUUAGGGUUUCGAAGAAAAGCAUACUCUUCAGUAGAUCUUUGCAGCAUAAGGGGCAUCUUGCAUGCGGACACGCCAUGCGACUGGCCCGGUUUACGCAUGUAGUAUGUGGACUAUACGAUUGGUAUUUGGCUAAGCGGCCGGAGGCCCAACUAACUUUUCAGCACUUCCUGAUUUGGGUUGCUGUGACGGCAGAUAUGGAUUGCUGUGAAGGGCUCUGCCAUAUUUCCGUACUACUUUCUGUAUGCUUGUUGUAGCUCUGGCGGUGGUGCCAUGUCGGGUGGGGGCCUACCUACUCACACCGUGAGAGGUGGUGUGAGUUGCUCAAGAGGGCAGGGCGGAAAACUGCAGAAGGGACAGAACACGGAUCUGCCCGAAAGGCCUUAUGCAGCCGCUUGACUAAUGCACUUGAGGGCCAAGUGUGCUUUAUGGACGUUAGUAAAUCUUUUUUCUGUUACAGGAGUGAAGAGCUAGUGCAUGUCUGGGAUAGCAUGAAAUCCGUUAGAUAUAAGGUUAUAGAGAUAUCUUUCAUUGAGGUGCAGUACAAGACCAGGUCGACGCAUUUCUUAGUGUUUAUGUUCACGUUUGGGUACUAUUAUGUGGAGUGAUGGUUUGGGGCUACCGUAGUGCGCCGUGUGCUCAAUUGCGCGUGUGUCGCCAAUCGUGGGGUCUCACCUGACAGGGGCCAAGUGACGAAUCCUCGUGCAUAAAUUAUCCUGGGUUUCAUAUUCGUCCCGGCGCCACACAGCUUGGCGCUGUUGGUAUGAAAGGGUGGGUGUAGGAGGGACGGCCUUCCUGGCUUUGAUUGUCGUACACUUUGGCUGUUAUUUGAGCGAAAUGCUCGCUAGACACAGAAUAAUGACCAGCCGCCCAUCCUGUCCAUCAGCCGAGUUGGGUUUGGCUUCUUUUGGUGAUGGUGGGUUUGGCUCAUUCCACCUGAAGCUAGGGGUAGCCUGGUGGCCACAUCCCUCACCCACCGCAUUGCAAGUCUGGUGCGUUCUUAACGUGACAAGUCUGGUGCGACUUAACGCCUAAAGCGUUGCAUGACACUUUACUGGCGGACAUGGUGGCGAGCGGCCUGUAUUAAGGUGCCUGCCUGUGUCGCUGUGUAGCCGCCUGGGCCCAACAUGCAUUCACGCGCUAUGUACGAC
Astrephomene gubernaculifera is the source of this 2660-nucleotide messenger RNA. NCBI's taxonomy places the organism in Eukaryota, Viridiplantae, Chlorophyta, Chlorophyceae, Chlamydomonadales, Astrephomenaceae. The record is from the annotation of a GenBank genome assembly.